GGAGCCCCAGGUCAGCCGGACACCCUUGGUUUCCUCUCCACUCUGGUCCUUUAUUCCACAGGGUACUGGAGAGGAGUGUCCUUAAAGAAGGGGGCGUGUGCCAGGAGCUAGGUAGGUGCAUAGCUGUAUACCUAGCCGCCAGUGGUACUCUCAAGACAGAUGGCAGUAUCCCUGGAGCUGUUUGAUACCCCAGCUUCUAGGCUGAACUCCUUUGUGGCUCAGUGCCAGCCUAACAUCAAGGAGUGGAAAGAAGACGUGGUGAAGGCUGUGCGGUCCGUGGAGAAGUUCCUGAAGGAGCAGCACUUCCAGGGGGACCAUGGGCUGGACCAGAAGGUGUUGAAGGUGAUCCAGGUGGGCUCCUUCGGGAAUGGCACGGUGCUCAGGAACCAUGCGGAGGUGGAGCUGGAUGUCCUGAGUGGUUUUAGCAGCUUCCAGGGGGAAGCCAGCAACCACAACCACCACAAGCAUGUUCUGAGCAUGCUCUGUGAAAAGCUCACGGAUUGCCCGGAUUUGCUUCACCUCCAGCCCCAGAACCUGAGGCUGGUCCACGGAGUCACCUCUGCUGUCACCUUCACCAUUCAGACCUGGGAGAUGGAAGAGCAAGUCACUGUCACCAUCGUGCCGGCCUACAGGGUCCUGAGGCCUUCUGUUCCCAACUUUCAGCCCUCCCCAGAGGUCUAUGUGAGACUGAUUAAGGCCUGCCAUACUCUUGGACACUUCUCCCCAUCCUUCAGCGAGCUGCAGAGAAACUUCGUGAAAUACAAGCCAACCAAGCUGAAGAGCCCCCUGCGGCUGGUAAAACGCUGGUAUCAACAGUAUGUGAAAGCCAAGUGCCCUAGGGUGGAGCUGCCCCCAGUGUAUGCCCUAGAGCUACUGGCCAUCUAUGCCAGGGAAACGGGUACUGAGGAGAAGGAGCGUUUCAGGGUGGACAAAGGCCUGGCCUCUGUGCUGCUGCCGCUCACGAAGUAUCAGCACCUCUGCGUCUACUGGACCAAGUACUACACGUUGCAGAGCCCGACCACUGAGGACUUUGUCAGAAACCAGCUCAAAGAAAAGAGGCCCAUCGUCUUGGAUCCGGCUGACCCCACCUACAAUGUGGCAAUAGGCUACAGGUGGGCUAUAGUGGCUCAGAAGGCCCGCCAUUGCCUGAAAGAGUCCUGUUGCUACGACAACAAUGAGACAUGCAUCCCCAGCUGGAAACUGAAGUUUGCAUGAGACAUCAAGGUGACAGUGGAGCAGCGGGGUUGUGUGGAUUUCAUCAUCCAGGUGAACCCUUAUGAGUCCAUACAGAAGCUUAAAGAGAAGAUCUAGUGUAAGCUGGAGUCCUCGGCCCCACAGCGUCUGUCCUUCCAGGAGCCUGGUGGGGAGAGACAGGUCCUCGGGAACAUCUCCUCCUUGGCAGAUUACAGUGUCUUCUCUGACGCUCAUAUCUCUCUGCUGCAGAUUGUCUCUCCUGAGAUGCAGGUCUUCCUGAAGAAUCCCAGUGGUGGGAGCCACGCCUAUGCCAUUUACUCCAGCAGCUUAGUCCUUGACCUGAAGUGUCAGAUUGAAGUGAGGGAGGGGCUACUCAGAAAGAAGCAACAGCUAGAGUUCCAAAGCCAAGUCCUGCAGGAUGAGUGGAGUUUGAGUUUCUGUGGUGUCCGAGACAGCACCACCCUCAUCAUCUCCAAGAAGACAGCUGAAUAGGUUCUAUUUCCACCCAGUUAGUUUCCUCUGAAACAUCUCUCUGUGCGUUUUUGCUGUUUAAUCUAGGUCCCAUCGAUUUCACCUAACCUUGCCAGUAGACGGAUGACGAGGGAUGUGAGACUAGAUAUGCAAACCAACAAUAGCCAGAGCAUAUUUGACACUAGAAUUCUGACCCACAAGCUCUGCAGCCACCAGCCUGGAAGCCAAACCAUUGUAUCAACUAACUGGAAACCAUCAGGAUUUAGCCAACAACUACUAGCUUCCCUAUUUCCUCCCUUUCAAUUUAGGACUGAUGAAAGAAAGCCAAACAAGCUCCCUGACCGAUCAUAUAGGAUGCUCUGCUUCUAAUUAGCCCACCUCCAGCUUCCCAUGCAAACAACCUCAACUGGGGUAUACCUGAAGGCUUCUCUUUAUGCCACUAUAAAGCUGUCUCACCGCCUUCCUGGCCUUGGUGUCUUUGCCACAGGCAAGGGAUGGUGGCUAACCCCCUGGCUAUAGCGAUUUGGGAAUAAAUAAUCUUCCUUUG
This is a messenger RNA of Capra hircus (goat), 2212 nucleotides long. It is a transcript of the gene OASL, whose product is annotated as 2'-5'-oligoadenylate synthetase like. Gene Ontology annotation, molecular function: double-stranded RNA binding; nucleotidyltransferase activity; protein binding. The record is from RefSeq and is a predicted model, not a curated record. Lineage: Eukaryota; Metazoa; Chordata; Mammalia; Artiodactyla; Bovidae. Gene Ontology annotation, cellular component: membrane; cytosol; nucleoplasm. Gene Ontology annotation, biological process: defense response to virus; regulation of ribonuclease activity; negative regulation of viral genome replication.